UCUAUUACCUUCCCUCCUCCGACUUUCCAAACUUCCAUUUUCAACGCCUACUGCUCUCGUCGUCGUCUUCUUCUUCUUCUUCUCAGGGGUCUGAGUUUCAGAGCUAAGCUCCACAAAGUUCCAUUUAAUGCUUGCGCAUUCUCUGAUCAACGUCUUCCUUCAAGAUUAACUUCGGGAUGGGACACUUGUGUAGCAAGAGUGUUUCCGAUGUCAACCAUGAUACUGGAAUUUCCGGCGGCAGCCAUACGAGAUCUUCGCAUUCCGGUGCUUCUCCGAUCGCUUAUGGAGAUGUUUAUUCAAGACCUGAAGAAUUCAGGCAGUCCUACUCAGUGUCAGCGACGGGGAGUCCAUUUUCCAGUCCUCUACCUGCUGGAAUAGCGCCGUCACCAGCUAGAACUCCGGGGAGGAAAUUCCGAUGGCCUCUGCCGCCUCCUUCCCCGGCUAAGCCGAUCAUGGCUAUUCUACGGCGGAAAUCGCGUAAGGCUUCGAUACCAGAGGAAAACCGAAUUGGGGAAGAGGGAGUGGGAGAGAUUCAGUUGGAUAAAAGCUUUGGAUACUCGAAGAACUUUGGUGCGAAGUUCGAGCUCGGGAAGGAGAUUGGGAGGGGCCAUUUUGGACAUACUUUUUGGGCCAGAGGUAAAAAGGGCGACCUCAAAGGAAAGCCCGUCGCCGUCAAAAUCAUCUCCAAAUCUAAGAUGACUUCAGCAGUUGGAAUUGAAGAUGUUCGUAGGGAGGUUAAGAUAUUGAAAGCAUUGUCUGGGCACAAGAAUCUGGUCCAAUUCCAUGAUGCAUUUGAAGACGCCAAUAAUAUCUACAUGGUUAUGGAAUUGUGUGAAGGAGGAGAACUGCUGGAAAGAAUAGUGUCAAGAGGAGGAAGAUAUCCUGAACAAGAAUCCAAAACUAUUCUUGUGCAGAUCCUUAAUGUUGUUGCAUUUUUUCAUCUACAAGGAGUAGUCCACCGUGACUUAAAGCCAGAGAACUUUCUUUUUGUGAAAAAAGAUGAGAACACAGGGCUCAAAGUCAUUGAUUUUGGUCUAUCUGAUUUUGUCAAGCCAGAUGAACAUCUGAAUGAUGUCGUUGGUAGUGCAUACUAUGUUGCACCUGAAGUUCUCUACCGAUCUUAUAGCCAUGAAGCAGACGUGUGGAGCAUUGGUGUCAUAGCAUAUAUCUUGUUGUGUGGAGGCAGACCUUUCUGGGCAAGAACUGAAUCAGGAAUCUUUCGUUCCGUGCUAAGAGCCGACCCUAACUUCGACGAUUCCCCUUGGCCUACCAUCUCUGCAGAAGCUAAAGAUUUUGUCAAACGGCUCCUGAAUAAAGACCAUAGAAAAAGAAUGACAGCAGUCCAAGCUUUAACGCACCCGUGGUUACGAGAUGAAAACGUUGCUGUGCCUUUGGAUAGUUUCAUAUACAAGUCAGUUAAAGCAUAUCUUCGUGUAACCCCAUUCAAACGUGCAGCAUUGAAGGCACUUGCAAAAGCUUUGACAGAAGAUGAACUUUUCUACCUCAGGGCCCAAUUUAAGCUCUUGGAACCGCAAAAUGGAUUUGUGACCCUUGAUAACUUCAAAGAGGCUCUUGUGAGAAACGCUACUGAUGCAAUGAGAGAGUCGAAUGUUCUUGACAUUCUAAAGAUGACGGAAUCUAUAGCUUAUGAGAGAAUGGACUUUGAGGAGUUCUGCGCAGCUGCAAUCAGUGUAUAUCAGCUGGAGGCUGUUGCAGGAUGGGAAGGCAUCGCCACCCGAGCUUUCGAGUAUUUUGAGCAGGACGGGAAUCGAGUCAUCUCAGUUCAUGAAUUGGUGCAGGAAAUGAAUCUAAGUCCUGCAGCUCAUUCAUUUCUCCAGAACUGGACAAGAAGUUCUGAUGGGAAACUCAGUUUUUUUGGAUACACAAGAUUUUUGCAUGGUGUUACAGUCCGCAACUCUAAUACAAGACAUUAAUAGCUAAAAUACCUAUACACUUCAUUUUUACCUCUUUGUAUUCUCAAUUUGAUUCCCUGCAGCUUCUGAACACAGUGAAAGAAUGGCCAUGCCAACAAAAGAAACGAGGCUGCAAUAUAUAUUGUAUGUUCCCAACCGCUCAGUUCUUUCCUUGUAAUCUUCCAUCUUGUAAAAACAACCCAGAAAGCAGAAUACAGAUAUUGAUAUGGCAUGAUUUUCUUGUU
Messenger RNA from Cucurbita maxima (winter squash), 2158 nucleotides. RefSeq names its product CDPK-related kinase 6-like. Gene Ontology annotation, molecular function: ATP binding; calmodulin binding; calcium-dependent protein serine/threonine kinase activity. Gene Ontology annotation, cellular component: nucleus; cytoplasm. The coding region runs from base 177 to 1934 and encodes 585 amino acids. Lineage: Eukaryota; Viridiplantae; Streptophyta; Magnoliopsida; Cucurbitales; Cucurbitaceae. Gene Ontology annotation, biological process: peptidyl-serine phosphorylation; intracellular signal transduction; protein autophosphorylation. The transcript has 11 exons. The record is from RefSeq and is a predicted model, not a curated record.